CUCGCAACCAAUAUUGAGGAACGAAGAAAUAAUAACAUCAUUUACCGGUACAUCUCCUACACUUUCGACCCUUUCUUGCAACAUUAACAACCAAAUUUUCUUUCAAGAGAAAGCGACACAAAUAUUACGACUACAUUAAUUUUCAUCCACAUUUUGCGCAUUGAAAGUCACGCACGAAGUAUUUUUGAAUGAAGACUUCAAUGACUUUGCAGCGCUGAAUUUUGGUUUUCCUUUCUACCCCCCAGAAGUCUCCAACUACCUACCUACCCGUACAAUCUUACCUUACCCUUACCCAAAAAAAGCGUCUCCUUCAUCGGUAACACACAUACCAUCUGCGAUCGCGACGCGAAAAAAAGGAAUCCCCAAAAAAUCUUUGGACCGCGAGACUACGUGAUGGCCUCGACCAACGGGAUUCUCAGUCCCCCCACUCAACCGCAUUUAGAUAUUACACUAUCAGCGAAACGAAAACGCGACGAUAACAUCGAUCAGCUAGCUCUUAUAAAUGGCACCAGCAACGAAUCCAAAAUCGCAAUUACAAAAGAACCAUCGACGGUAGAUGCACAAGGUCUUGUCGAAGAUUUGAUUGACGUACUCAAGAGUCAUGAUCCCUCGCCCUCCAUCUUAACACGAGCUCUUCCUGAAUCAACCCCGUCGACCGAACCUCACGCCAAAAGACAAAAGUCAGAUGGCGCGACUGAUUCACCAACUAUUCUAUCACGCGCGACAGCACAUGAAUAUCUUACUAUCGAUGAAGUUCUCAAAGAUGUUGAUACUGCCGCAUCCGAUAUCAUAGAAAGGCUACAAUUGACUGUUGGCUCAAAUCAGAAUCAGUACAUACCUGUUCCCACUGCACAAUCGGAGCUAGCUGUCAAGAUUUUGGCCUUUAAAAAGAAAGCUCAUGAGCUUGUGCGCAGAGAAAAGGCUACCACGGGGCUACAAGAAAACGCGAAUAGCAUUCAAAUAAUCAAUUCCAACAAUUACUUAUCAAACAGAAAUUUUGGGUCCAAUGCUAAUGCGCCAGUUACUGCAACGUCGGAGGAUAGCAAAGUGGUGCUUACACUCUACGGCAACGCCCCGCAACCGAAACAGUUAUUCUCUAGUUUACAGGUUCCAAUCAAGUAUGACGGAGAAUCGAUUUCUCAGCCUCUUCGCGAAGCCGGCCUACCCAAUGGUAUUACGACAACUCAGAUUGUUCCCUUACAGCCCACGAGCUUUGAUGAUAAUAAGAAACGUCCGCAGACUUUAGGGGAGCUUUUUCCAACACCUCCAAACAUUCAUCCCUUGAAGCCGCCUAAAAUUUCCAAGAGCUCUUUACCAACUUCAAUCGACGGAUGGCACCAACCAUUUGUUGCCGAUCCACGAAGUACUAGCUAUUGGAAACAACCACUCACUACUGGACAAUGGCUUGAUUAUAGCAAUACCUCGUCACUCAGCCCAGAAAGGAAACGCACUGGAGUUGCAGGUUCCAAUGAAGAUUCCGAAGCAGCCAUUGACUCGAGCGAAAUCGAUGCUGCUAAGUUGGAUGCUUUGUUUCGGAGCGCGUAUUCGGGAUUUGCGCCGACCAAGGAUGAUUCCAAAGCUAUCGCUCCGGAAAGUGUUUUGAGCAAGAUCUGGUGGCAACGAGUCGGUGAAAAACGAUGGGGAGACAUAAUUAAUAGGGCUGAGGGGCUAGGCGAUGGUUAUCCCACGGAGCCAAGCACCAAUAGCUUGGCUUUCAACGAUGCGGAAAUUGAGGAGCUCGAGCAAGCAGCGAAAGAAUUGUCUGAUGCUUCGAUCGAUCCCAGUUUGAUGUCUACCGACUUAAAUGUGGAAAAGACGGCAGAAGAAAAAGAUGUUGAGGAAGUACUGCAGGGAAUUUCGGAGUUGCUAGAGACUCUCAACUCGUAUCAAAGAAAUCGACACGUUUCUCUCAAUGCUACAGGUCGUCCUAUCAGCGCGUUUGGGACAUCAGAAUCUAAUUUCAUGGGCACUCCAUCAAAGCCCAGCGAAUCAGAAGUGACGACAUAUGAGAUACUUAAAUCCCAGCUAGCAUUGAUGGUUGCCAUGUUGCCGCCAUAUGCCGUUGCGAAGUUGAACUCCGACCAAUUGGCUGAACUUAGCAUCAGUACAAAGAUUGAAGUUCAAUUGAGCGAUCAAAAGGGUGUCAUGGAGGAAGACGAGAUAGCAGCUCGCGCAAAGGUCGCAGCAAUGAGCGCAGCCUCAAACACACGACCCACCACCAGCUCUUCGUUGCACAGAAGCUCUUCUUCUGCUGCACUUUAUGGCAAUCAAUACUCGUCUUCGCGACCAGCUCCAGCCCCCACUGGACAACACUACACUACUGCUCAAACACCAAUCAGACCGCCACCAAGCAAUUUGCAACGUCCGCCUGCUACUGCGCCGGUUCCUGCUUCGUAUGCACAGCGUGCUCCAUCCGCUCCGUCGUAUCGUCCGGCGGCUUAUCCGGGGGCUGCAUAUCCACACCAGUACCGAACGCCAGGUCCAACAGCACCGCAAUAUGCUCAGGCGAAUGGCCAACAACAACAGUAUCACCAUAACACCCCCACUACCUCUUAUACACGACCUCCAACUCAGCCCUUCCAAAGCAUUCCACAAUCUACACCCCAGACAGUGCGAUACCCAAGUCAGCCACCAUACGCUACCCAGCAACAACCAGUUCAAAAUGGUGCUGCAUAUACUCAGGCUUAUGGAAAUGGAGCACAUGUUGGCCGACAGAGCUCGCCUCAGAAGCCUGUGUAUAAUCAAGCAAAUCAACACUCUCAACCUCAAGUCCGCCCUCCGUACUCAACACCCGCCCCUCCUAUUUUACCACCCAAUGCCACUAGGCACAUGCAAGGUCAGUUGGCUCAACCACCGGUCAUGAAUGGCUCCUCUCAAUCACCUCAACCUCAGCCUCAACAGACUCUGCCGCCGCAAUCAAAUCACCAAAAUUCCUAUAAUAACAUGAGUACCUUUUUAACUUCAGGCGAGCAACAGACUAUAAUUGAUCGUCAGCGAGCCCAAAUUGUUCAGCAGCAAGGAACCCAACACCAGGCAAGAAAUACUGCUCAAGCAGGUGCCUUGGGAUCACCACAGCCACAAAUCAAUGGCAACAGUGCCGUCGCGGCAGGUCUAUGAAGUGUUCGAUGUAAUGGUGUUUAGGUCGGGAAUUUAUCGAGGCAAUCAUGUCUGAAUAAUCUUAAGAUGGUCGCCCAAAUCUUGGGAGGAGAGUGAGAACCAAGUUGAGCACUUUUCUUUAUGCUUUACGCGCAGAGUACUUUAAUUUUCAUGGAUGGCGUUUAACGGGACUAUUCAGUUACGGAUGGGCCAUGGAUGGUAGGAAAGUCGAAGGAAGCGAUCAGG
This is a messenger RNA of Botrytis sinoallii, 3342 nucleotides long. RefSeq lists its product as uncharacterized. The transcript has 2 exons. Bases 394 to 3117 code for a protein of 907 amino acids. The record is from RefSeq and is a predicted model, not a curated record. NCBI's taxonomy places the organism in Eukaryota, Fungi, Ascomycota, Leotiomycetes, Helotiales, Sclerotiniaceae.